AUGGCGCCAAAGGAGAAAGUUGCUGCUAAGGGCAGCAGCAAAGCAGCAGUAGAGAAGAAAGUAAAGAAAGCAGAGGCAGUAAAAAAAGGAUUAAAAAAGAGCAGCAGAAUAGCAACUGUUAAGGCACGAUACACUACACGCUUCUACAGGCCUCGUACCUUAAAGAAGCCCCGUUCUCCUCGUGCUCCUCGUCUGUCUGCACACUGGACAGGGAACCCAAUCCCUGUGCUGCAGCAGCGCAACAAGAGCAACAAAUAUUUAGUGCUGCAGCAGCCAAUAACUACAGAGAGCGCCAUGAAGAAAAUAGAGGAAAUAAAUACACUUGUAUUUAUUUGCCAUCCUUCUGCUAAUAAAAAUAAUAUAAAAAAAGCUAUUAAGGAUACUUAUGGUGUAGAUACACAAAAAGUUAAUACUCUUAUUAGGAUGGAUGGUAAGAAGAAGGCAUAUGUUCGUCUUUCUCCUGAGUAUGAUGCCCUUGAUGUUGCUAACAAGAUAGGCAUUAUCUAA
Messenger RNA from Eimeria maxima, 507 nucleotides. Its product is annotated as ribosomal protein L23a, putative. The record is from RefSeq and is a predicted model, not a curated record. Gene Ontology annotation, biological process: ribosomal large subunit assembly; translation. The transcript is spliced from 4 exons. NCBI's taxonomy places the organism in Eukaryota, Apicomplexa, Conoidasida, Eucoccidiorida, Eimeriidae. Gene Ontology annotation, cellular component: ribosome; cytosolic large ribosomal subunit. Gene Ontology annotation, molecular function: rRNA binding; structural constituent of ribosome. The coding region runs from base 1 to 507 and encodes 168 amino acids.